Messenger RNA from Yarrowia lipolytica CLIB122, 1548 nucleotides. RefSeq lists its product as uncharacterized. The record is from RefSeq and is a predicted model, not a curated record. Gene Ontology annotation, biological process: carbohydrate transport; transmembrane transport. Gene Ontology annotation, molecular function: carbohydrate:proton symporter activity. Gene Ontology annotation, cellular component: membrane. NCBI's taxonomy places the organism in Eukaryota, Fungi, Ascomycota, Dipodascomycetes, Dipodascales.
AUGGGACUCGCUAACAUCAUCAACCGUGGAGAAAAGCCCGAGGGCUCGGCCUUCAUGGCGGCCUUUGUGGCCGUGUUUGUCGCGUUUGGAGGUAUUCUGUUUGGAUACGACACUGGAACCAUUUCCGGCGUCAUGGCCAUGCCAUUCGUCAAGAAGACCUUUACAGAUGACGGCCUGGAGUUCACUUCUGAGCAGACCUCGCUCAUCACUUCCAUUCUUUCUGCAGGCACCUUCACUGGAGCCAUUUCUGCUCCCUGGGCCUCUGAUACUCUGGGAAGACGACUGGGUCUGAUCCUCUUCUGUGUCGUCUUCUCUGUUGGCGCUAUUCUUCAGACUGCUGCCACCGGCCGAACGCUUUUGAUUGUCGGACGAGUUGUUGCUGGUCUUGGUGUUGGUGGAGUCUCUUCCAUCGUUCCUCUUUACCAGUCUGAGGUUGCCCCCAAGUGGAUCCGAGGUGCCGUUGUCUCCAUCUACCAGUUUGCCAUCACCAUUGGUCUUCUGCUGGCUGCCAUUGUCAACAACGCAACCAAAAACAAAGACAACAGUGCUUCCUACCGAAUUCCUCUCGGCCUUCAGCUUCUGUGGGCCGUCAUCCUGAGUGGAGGUCUCAUCCUGCUACCGGAGACUCCUCGAUUCUGGAUCAAGAAGGGCGAGUACGACAAGGCCGCCGAUUCCCUGCGACGACUACGACGACUUCCUGUUGAGCACGAGGCUGUACAGAAGGAGCUCCUGGAGAUCCAAUCUUCUCACGACCACGAGAUGCAGAUCGGUAGCGCCACCUGGGCCGCCUGCUUCUCCCCCAAGGGGUCCCAGCUGAAGCGAAUGCUGACCGGUAUUGCCAUUCAGGCCCUGCAGCAGCUCACCGGUAUCAACUUCAUCUUCUACUACGGAACCGAGUUCUUCAAGAAGUCCAACAUCUCCAACCCCUUCCUCAUCCAGAUGAUCACCAACAUUGUCAACGUGGUUAUGACCAUCCCCGGUAUCAUGUUUGUUGAUCGAGUCGGACGACGAAAGCUGCUGUUGAUCGGAGCUAUCGUCAUGUGCUCUUCCGAGUUUAUCGUGGCGGCUGUUGGUACUGCCAUUGAUAACGAGACCUCCUCAAAGGUUCUGAUUGCCUUCACUUGUACCUUCAUUGCCGGUUUCGCCGCCACCUGGGGUCCUAUUGCCUGGGUUGUCAUUGGAGAGAUUUUCCCUCUACGAAUCCGAGCCAAGGGUGUUGCUCUAUGCGCCGCCUCCAACUGGCUUUUCAACUUUGCCAUUGCCUUUGCAACCCCCUACCUCGUCGACGAGGCCCCUGGAUCGGCCGGUCUCAAGACCAAGGUCUUCUUCAUCUGGGGAGGCUGCAACUUCCUGUGCAUCGCCUUCACUUACUUCUUCAUCUACGAGACCAAGGGUCUUACUCUGGAGGAGGUGGACCAGAUGUACGCCGAGAUCAAGAUUGCUUCUCGAUCCCACCAGUUUGUGCCUACCACUCGAGUCGCUGCUUACGACGAGCACGCUUCUGACGACAAGAAGGACGGACAGCACGUCUACAUUGAGUCUGUCUAG